AUGGCGGCAUAUUUUUUAGAUCAUUUAAGCUCUCUUGUAUGCUAUCCUAAUGCAAAGCGCAACAGAAUGAAUGGCCUCAUCUAUCCCUCGUCCACAUGCAAUUGGAUUGAGGAAAGGAUUUUUAGACCUCCCAAUGAUGCCACUGCAGUUUCCCGUCGGUUGCAGCAGCGGGGAAUGGAUUUUUGCUUUCUCUCUCUUCCUGAUGGCCUCCCUCCUCACCACCCUCGCUUUCUUAUAAUUGAUGAGUUUUUCCAAGCGAUGCACAAGCUAGCCCCGGCUAUGGUUAAGCUCCUGCAAAUGAAGGAGGCACGGCGGCCCGAAAACCUCAUCACAAGUCUUUCAGAGAAAAUUCCGCCAUUACAGGGAACGGACCUGAUAAUUUACUUCAGAUACAAGUCCCAUCCUAUGUUUGAGAUCCUCUUGUACGAAUCGGACAUGCAGAAGAAGGUGGAUUAUAUGCUUGUCAACUCGAUUGAAGAGCUAGAAGGUUCCGAGGCCGUAGCAGAACUCUCCCAAACUUGUCCUGCUCUGGCCAUCGGCCCAGUCUUCCUCCCUGAGUCUCUCCAAGGCACUGAAAACUCUGUAAGCAUUUCUGCCAGCGUUUGGGAGGACGAUCCUAACUGCCUCAAGUGGCUUGAUACACAAGCCAUCUUCUAUUCUUUGCAUGAACUGCCUCUUGGGCUAGAGGCCAGCGAGCAGCCUUUUCUGUGGGUAUUGAGGAAUGAUAUUGCUGAUGGAAAGCCCGCAGUUUUGCCUGAAGGAUUUCUAGAAAGAGUUAAGGGUCGUGCUAUGUUUGUAAAUUGGGCACCGCAGUUGAAGGUGCUUUCUCAUCCAUCUGUGGGAGGGUUCUUGACCCAUAAUGGUUGGAACUCUACCAUGGAAAGAGUCCCUAUGAUCGGAUGGCCUCUGUGGGCAGAACAGUAUCAAAACUGCAGAUUUUGCAAAGAGAUAUGGAACAUAGCCAUCGAUAUCGAGUCUCGGCUAGAAGAUGACAGUGUGCUCGUAAGAAGAGAAGAGGUGGAGAAGGUCAUUCGAGUGCUGAUGAUAGGGUCUGAAGGGAAGGAAUUGAGAAAAAAUGUGUUGAAGCUGAAGGAAAUCAUCACUAAGGCUGUGAUGACAGGAGGUUCUUCCUCAAGAAAUUUGGAUAAAUUCGCACAAGACAUGAUCACAAGAGCCAGUUUGUUGCCUAGAUAA
Molecule: messenger RNA, 1194 nt
Organism: Cryptomeria japonica (Japanese cedar)
Lineage: Eukaryota; Viridiplantae; Streptophyta; Pinopsida; Cupressales; Cupressaceae
Product: 7-deoxyloganetin glucosyltransferase-like
Exons: 5
Coding region: 1-1194 (397 amino acids)
Molecular function (GO): UDP-glycosyltransferase activity
Source: RefSeq, a predicted model, not a curated record